This is a messenger RNA of Anopheles maculipalpis, 428 nucleotides long. RefSeq names its product general odorant-binding protein 72. The record is from RefSeq and is a predicted model, not a curated record. Lineage: Eukaryota; Metazoa; Arthropoda; Insecta; Diptera; Culicidae. Gene Ontology annotation, biological process: olfactory behavior; sensory perception of smell. The transcript has 3 exons. Bases 1 to 417 code for a protein of 138 amino acids. Gene Ontology annotation, cellular component: extracellular region. Gene Ontology annotation, molecular function: odorant binding; dibutyl phthalate binding.
AUGUUUCAAACGAAUAUUGCAACAAUUACCACUAAUUUUCACAACCUACAGAGCAUCAGCCAAGAGCAGCUGGAGAAGACGGCCCGGACCUUCCGGCAGGUUUGCCAACCGAAGCAUAAAAUAACAGAUGCCGUAGCAGACAAUGUUAACCGUGGCAUAUUUGCCGAGACGAAAGAUUUCAAGUGCUACGUUAGCUGCCUGUUGGAUAUUAUGCAGGUGGCGCGCAAAGGAAAGGUAAACUAUGAGAAAUCGCUCAAACAGAUAGACACCAUGCUGCCGGAUAACAUGAAGCCGGCCUUUCGGGCUGGCCUGGAAGCGUGUAAAACGGCCGCCCAAGGAAUUAAAGAUCACUGCGAGGCGGCCGCAAUACUGUUGCAGUGUUUUUACAAGAACAAUCCAAUGUUUGUUUUUCCAUAGCAGUUUAGUAG